Molecule: messenger RNA, 723 nt
Organism: Sorghum bicolor (sorghum)
Lineage: Eukaryota; Viridiplantae; Streptophyta; Magnoliopsida; Poales; Poaceae
Exons: 1
Coding region: 103-513 (136 amino acids)
Source: RefSeq, a predicted model, not a curated record
UCAGUGCAGCCCGAGAGCACUUGCCGUACGUGCCAGUGACCGAGCGACGAUCCGAGAGACACUCCGAAGCUCACCUUACCCGGGCACCCGACCGGACGACCCAUGGACUCGUUCUGCGUCGUCAGCAUGCCCGCCACGGCGCCGGCGGCGGAGGUCGCGGCGCAGAUGGCGGACGCCACGGCGGCCGGGCACGACGGCGCGAAGCUACGGCGUGCCCUGAUCGCCGGCGGCUCCGCCAAGGCCGCGGCCGCGCUCCUCCUCGCUCUCUCCUCCAGGUCAUCCCCGCCGGCCGGCGGCGUGUUCCACCGCGGCGGCGGUACCACGCUGCUGCUCUGCGCCUACUACGGGGUGCUCGCCGCCGUCGCGCUCUUCGGCGGCGUCGAGGUGGCCGUGGGGUUCUGGGUCGCGGGGGACCCGGACCGCCGCCGCGGCUGGGGGAGGCGGGUCAUCUGGGUGUCCGUUGUUCCACUGGUCAUCGUCGCCGGACUGGGCGGUUUCGCCGUGCUGAAGUGAAGUACAGCUGCUGUGCCUGUGCGCUUGGCUUUGGGUUUGUCGUCGGUUUGAUGAAUGCACCUUCCGUUGCUUCCAUGCUAAAAAUUUGGUGUACAAAUAAGGUUUGGUUCGGAAAUGGAGAAGGCGUUUUCUGAAUUCAGCACCUCUGAAUACUGAGAUGCAUGCUAGCACACAGUAACACUGAAUUUCAUCAGGCCAGGAGGUGAGCUG